AUGAUCUUCAAUGAUGAAAUGAAGUAACUCAAGAUGAGCAAGUUAAAAGUGGCAUCAGAGAAAAGUCUUACCAAUAAUUCUCGGAUCGUGGGACUCCUGGCUCAGUUGGAGAAGAGCAAUACUGAAUCCACAGAAUCAGAUACUGCCAGAUAUGUUACAUCAAAAAUUCUUCAUCUGGCUCAAAGUCAAGAAAAAACCAGAAAAGAAAUGACCGCUAAAGGUUCUACAGGAAUGGAAGUUCUCUUAGCAACAUUAGAGAACACAAAAGAUCUUCAAACUACCCUGAAUAUCUUAAACAUUCUUGUUGAGCUGGUGUCAGCUGGUGGAGGUCGUAGAGCUAGUUUUUUAGUCGCCAAAGGUGGUUCACAAAUAUUGUUACAGUUACUGAUGAAUACCAGCAAAGAAUCUCCCCCAAAUGAAGAGUUAAUGGUACAGAUUCAUUCUAUUCUUUCCAAGAUUGGGCCCAAAGACAAAAAAUUUGGAGUGAAAGCUAGAAUUAAUGGGGCUCUGAAUAUAACUCUGAAUUUGGUCAAGCAGAAUCUGCAGAAUCAUCGCUUGGUUCUACCUUGUCUGCAGCUUUUGCGAGUAUAUUCUGCUAACUCUGUGAAUUCAGUAUCCUUAGGGAAAAAUGGAGUUGUGGAACUGAUGUUUAAAAUUAUUGGACCAUUUAGUAAGAAGAAUUCAGGUCUAAUGAAGGUUGCUUUAGACACUCUUGCUGCAUUGCUAAAAUCAAAAACUAAUGCCAGGAGAGCUGUAGACAGAGGAUAUGUCCAGGUGCUUUUAACAAUUUAUGUAGAUUGGCAUCGUCAUGAUAAUCGGCAUAGAAACAUGCUCAUUCGGAAAGGAAUCCUACAGAGUUUGAAAAGUGUUACAAACAUCAAGCUGGGGAGAAAAGCAUUUAUUGAUGCCAAUGGAAUGAAAAUUCUGUAUAACACUUCACAAGAAUGCUUGGCAGUCAGGACCCUUGAUCCCCUUGUCAACACUUCUAGUCUGAUAAUGAGGAAGUGUUUCCCUAAAAAUCGCCUGCCACUCCCAACAAUUAAAAGUUCAUUCCAUUUCCAGUUGCCAGUCAUUCCUGUGACUGGUCCUGUGGCCCAGCUCUACAGUUUACCCCCUGAAGUGGAUGAUGUAGUAGAUGAAAGUGAUGACAACGAUGAUGUAGAUUUAGAAGCUGAAAAUGAAACUGAAAAUGAAGAUGACUUAGAUCAAAAAUUUAAGAAUGAAGACAUUGAAACAGAUAUUAAUAAACUAAAACCCCAGCAAGAACCAGGACGAGCUCUAGAAGAACUAAAAAUGUAUGAACACCUUUUCCCUGAGCUUGUUGAUGAUUUUCAGGACUAUGAUUUAAUCUCCAAAGAACCAAAGCCUUUUGUAUUUGAAGGAAAAAUAUGUGGUCCUAUUGUUGUUCCUACAGCAGGAGAGGAACCAUCUGGGAAUUCAGGUGAUUUAAGAAAAGGCAUUGUAAUGAAGGAGAAUGUGUCUCCUACUGGAGGUGAAGAUGGUAAGAAGCCUACCUUUAUGAAUCUAGCAAAAGAAGAUAAUGACAGAAUAUUACAACAACAGUUGGAUGAUCAAGAUAGGACUAUCUCACCAGUCCAUGGAGUAAAUAAUGAUAUUGUGAAGGCCUUGGACCGAAUUACAUUACAGAAUAUUCCAUCUCAAGCAUCCCUAGGUGUUACUGCAGGGGGAGUGAAGAAGGACUACCAUCUUCCCCUUACCGUCCUUACGUGCACUAAAGCAUGUCCACACGUGGCUACUUGUGGAAAUGUUUUGUUUGAGGGAAGAACAGUUCAGCUAGGGAAGCUUUGCUGUACUGGAGUAGAAACUGAAGAGGAUGAAGAUACUGAGUCUAAUUCAUCAGUGGAACAAGCCUCCGUUGAUGUAACUGAUGGACCAACACUCCAUGACUCAGAUUUGUAUGUUGAGAUUGUGAAAAAUACAAAGUCUGUUCCAGAAUAUUCAGAGGUGGCUUAUCCUGAUUAUUUUGGUCAUGUUCCACCUCCAUUCAAAGAGCCUAUUUUAGAAAGGCCUUACGGUGUACAAAGGACAAAAAUUGCUCAGGAUAUUGAGAGACUGAUUCAUCAGAGUGACAUCAUAGACCGAGUGGUAUACGACUUAGAUAAACCAAAUUAUAUCAUUCCAGAAGAAGGAGAUAUUUUGAAGUUUAACUCCAAAUUUGAAUCUGGGAAUCUGCGCAAAGUAAUUCAAAUUAGAAAAAAUGAAUAUGAUCUCAUUCUGAACUCGGAUAUAAACAGCAAUCAUUAUCAUCAGUGGUUUUACUUUGAAGUCAGUGGAAUGAGACCAAGUGUGGCAUACAGGUUUAACAUCAUUAACUGUGAAAAAUCCAACAGUCAAUUUAAUUAUGGUAUGCAACCACUCAUGUAUUCUGUGCAGGAAGCAUUAAACUCCAGACCAUGGUGGAUUCGUGUAGGUACUGACAUUUGUUACUAUAAAAACCACUUCUCAAGAAGUUCAGUUGCUGCUGGAGGACAGAAAGGAAAAUCUUACUAUACAAUUACAUUCACUGUCAGUUUUCCACAUAAAGAUGAUGUUUGCUACUUUGCUUAUCACUAUCCUUAUACGUAUUCCACUUUGCAGAUGCAUCUUCAAAAACUGGAGUCAGCACACAAUCCUCAGCAAAUCUAUUUUCGAAAAGAUGUGUUGUGUGAAACCCUGUCUGGAAACAGCUGUCCCUUGGUGACUAUAACAGCAAUGCCAGAGUCAAAGUAUUUCGAACAUAUCUGUCAAUUCAGAAAUCGCCCUUACAUUUUCUUAUCUGCUCGGGUACAUCCUGGAGAAACCAAUGCAAGUUGGGUUAUGAAAGGAACAUUGGAGUAUCUCAUGAGUAAUAACCCUACUGCUCAGAGCUUACGUGAAUCCUAUAUUUUUAAAAUUGUCCCUAUGCUAAAUCCAGAUGGUGUCAUCAAUGGAAACCACCGUUGUUCUUUAAGUGGAGAAGAUUUGAACAGACAGUGGCAAAGUCCAAAUCCAGAUUUACACCCAACUAUUUACCAUGCAAAGGGGCUGCUGCAGUACCUGGCUGCAGUGAAGCGUUUACCCUUGGUUUAUUGUGAUUAUCAUGGCCACUCUCGAAAGAAAAAUGUAUUUAUGUAUGGCUGCAGCAUCAAAGAGACAGUGUGGCACACCAAUGAUAAUGCAACUUCGUGUGAUGUAGUGGAAGACACGGGAUACAGGACUUUGCCUAAGAUAUUGAGCCAUAUUGCCCCAGCAUUUUGUAUGAGCAGCUGUAGUUUUGUAGUUGAAAAAUCUAAAGAAUCAACAGCACGAGUUGUAGUCUGGAGGGAAAUAGGAGUGCAAAGAAGCUAUACCAUGGAAAGUACUUUGUGUGGCUGCGAUCAGGGAAAAUAUAAGGGUUUACAGAUUAGUACUCGAGAAUUGGAAGAGAUGGGAGCAAAAUUCUGUGUUGGUUUAUUGCGUUUGAAAAGACUGACAUCCCCAUUGGAAUAUAAUCUGCCUUCUAACCUUCUUGACUUUGAAAAUGACUUGAUUGAAUCAAGCUGCAAAGUAACUAGGAACGGUGAGGACGUGACCGGAUAAGAUGUCAUCCUCUCUGGGCACAUCCACACUGCUCUCUACGUUUCACAGCCUGUGGCCUGGUCUCCAUCACCUGUCUAGCCAUGGCUCUCCUGCCUCCAAUCCAUAGCCUGGUCCAUGCAAGUGUUUCUGGAUCUCAGGCAUGUUUAAUCCAUUAUAGUUUGGUUGUUACAAAACACAGUGUUUAUUUUUCUUCAUAAAAAGAUGCAAGCUGUGAGCCUCCAAAUGCUGGAAGAUCAGAAUAUUCCAUUUGUUUGUGGAGAGACAGACUGGAUGGCAGGAUUUCAAUCAGUCCCUGACGUGGAGCCUGGCACACCUAAAGAGUAAGAGGGAGAAGCAGAACACUGUUUUCUCUUCUUUCUGAGAAGCCUGAGAACUGUGCAACCCCAAUUAACUCAUGAGUCCCUGGAAGAUGUCCUAAUGGACAUGGUGCGGUAGUGAUGGUAACCAGAGCACUCUGUCAAGAACUACCCCCCUUUUCUGGGGACCAGGCAGAGCUGAGUGGCACACCCAGUGUUUCCAUUCAUGUUCUUUGCCUGAAAAGGAUGUGUCCUCUUUGUUCCCAGAUGGCAACGAUCAUUUUUUUCUUUCUUUUCUCUUAAGUACAAAGUAAUAAAUAAUUUUUUUUCAAAAAAGACACUAAAGGCAAAAAAGUAAAAACCCAAACAAUAGAAUUUCUCUCUGCCUAUAUUUACCAAGGAGUCUUGGUAAUGCAGUGGUUAAGUGCUAUAGGUUGGCUGUUCAAACACAUCAGCAGCUCUCUCUACAGGAGAAAAAUGUGACCCUCAGCUUCCAUACAAAUUGUUGGUAUUGUAGGUGCCAGUGAGUCAGUUCUAACCCAUAGUAAACCGGAGUACAGAAGAAUGGAGUACUGCACCACCCUGGCCCCGCUCCACCCUCCAGCAUGCACCCAUUGUUGGAGCACUGCAUCCAUCCACCUCACUGAGGAGCUUCCUCUUGACUUUGCUGACCGCCUGCCUCACCAAGCGUGAUGCCCUCCUCCAGGGACUAGUUCCUUAUGACGACAUGUCCAAAGUAGGUGAGACAAAAUCUAACCAGCCUCAAUUCUCAGAAGCAUUUUGGCUGUACUUCUUCCAAGACAAAUUUGUUCAUUCUGGCAGUCAAUGCGAUACCUAAUAUUUUUUGCCAACAGCAUAAUUUUCUUCUUUUGUCUCCCUUAUUCAUUGUCUAUCUUUCAUAUGAGGCCAUCAAAAAUACCUUGACUUAAAGAAGAAACACCUUUAUCUUAAAGUGACAUAUAUAUAUAUGCAUGUGCAUGUGUGUGUGUAUUAUAUAACACACAUU
This is a messenger RNA of Echinops telfairi (small Madagascar hedgehog), 4860 nucleotides long. RefSeq names its product ATP/GTP binding carboxypeptidase 1 (gene AGTPBP1). Bases 34 to 3558 code for a protein of 1174 amino acids. The record is from RefSeq and is a predicted model, not a curated record. Lineage: Eukaryota; Metazoa; Chordata; Mammalia; Afrosoricida; Tenrecidae. The transcript has 25 exons. Gene Ontology annotation, biological process: protein side chain deglutamylation; proteolysis; C-terminal protein deglutamylation. Gene Ontology annotation, molecular function: zinc ion binding; metallocarboxypeptidase activity.